Molecule: messenger RNA, 6858 nt
Organism: Alligator mississippiensis (American alligator)
Lineage: Eukaryota; Metazoa; Chordata; Crocodylia; Alligatoridae
Gene: POMT2
Product: protein O-mannosyltransferase 2
Exons: 21
Coding region: 71-2302 (743 amino acids)
Biological process (GO): protein O-linked glycosylation
Cellular component (GO): membrane
Molecular function (GO): mannosyltransferase activity
Source: RefSeq, a predicted model, not a curated record
CGGCGUGGACUCCGUUUCCCGUGGUGCCGCGCACGGGGGAGCCCGGCCGGGGCCUGAGGUGGGGUCGCGGAUGCCGCCGGCGCUGCCGGGCAGCCAGGCCGAGCCGGGCCCGCGCUGCGAGGCGCUGCGGCAGCGGGAGUCCCGCGCGCCGGCCGAGGGGCGGAGCUGCCGCCCUGAUCCCGCGCCCGCUUUGGCCGCCCUAGGCGGUGUGGUUGGAGGGUGGGUCGCGCUGGCCUUCGUCACCCUCCUGGGCUUCGCUUCCCGUUUCUACCGCCUGCAGCAGCCGCCGCACGUCUGUUGGGAUGAAACUCAUUUUGGCAAGAUGGGAAGUUACUACAUUAACCGGACCUUCUUCUUUGAUGUCCACCCACCCCUGGGAAAGAUGCUAAUAGGACUCGCUGGUUAUCUGAGUGGGUAUGAUGGCACAUUUCCUUUCCAAAAACCAGGGGACAGAUAUGAGCAGCAUAACUACAUUGGCAUGAGAGGGUUCUGUGCAUUCCUUGGUUCCUGCCUGGUUCCCUUUGUCUACCUCACAGUGCUGGAACUGUCCAAGUCAUUGCCAGCAGCAUUGCUGUCAGCUUUCAUCUUGAUUUUUGAUACAGGUUGCAUUACACUGUCCCAGUAUAUUCUGCUUGAUCCCAUCUUGAUGUUUUUCAUCAUGGCAGCUGUGCUGAGUAUGGUCAAAUAUAACUCCUGUGCAGAUCGGCCCUUCUCUCUCCCUUGGUGGUUCUGGCUGAGUCUGACUGGGGUGAACCUUGCUGGAGCGAUGGGGGUGAAGUUUGUUGGCCUCUUUGUAGUGAUCUUGGCUGGACUGAACACGAUUUCUGACCUGUGGGAUUUGCUGGGGGACCUCAGCCUGUCACUGGUCAUGUUUGGGAAACACUUGCUGGCACGAGCGCUCUGCCUCAUCCUGCUGCCUCUUGCCCUUUACAUGGCUCUGUUUGCUGUUCAUUUUGCAGUAUUAAAUAAAAGUGGACCUGGUGAUGGCUUCUACAGCUCUGCCUUUCAGUCCCGGCUGAUUGGGAACAAUCUUCACAAUGUCUCCAUUCCAGAGCAUCUGGCAUAUGGCUCUGUUGUCACAAUGAAGAACCUGCGAAUGGCAGGGGGGUAUCUUCAUUCACACUGGCACCUGUACCCUGAAGGAGUGGGAGCACGUCAGCAGCAGGUCACUGCCUAUUUACACAAGGACUUGAACAACCUGUGGAUUAUAAAGAAAUACGAUUCGAACGCAGAUCAUUUGGACCCGUCUUGUACUGUGGAGUUUGUGAGACAUGGAGAUAUAAUUCGGCUGGAACACAAAGAGACUUCCAGAAAUCUUCAUAGUCACCAGCAUGAGGCCCCCUUGACAAGGAAACACUUUCAAGUCACUGGAUAUGGAAUAAAUGGAACAGGAGACUCCAACGAUUUCUGGAGGAUUGAGGUGGUGGGCAGGAAGUCUGGGAAACUCAUCAAAGUCCUACGAAGUCAAAUCCGACUGACCCAUGUGGCCACAGGGUGUAUAUUGGGCUCCUCUGGGAAGACGCUUCCAAAAUGGGGCUGGGAACAGGUGGAAGUCACUUGCACUCCGUAUCUGAAGGAGAAUCCCAGUUCCCUCUGGAACAUUGAAGAUCACAUCAAUCCUAAGUUGCCUAAUAUCAGCCUGGAUGUUUUGAAACCGUCCUUCACAGAGAUUCUGCUGGAGUCCCACAUGGUUAUGAUCCGGGGUAACAGUGGCCUGAAACCAAAGGAGAAUGAAGUCACAUCCAAACCGUGGCACUGGCCCAUCAAUUACCAGGGCCUGCGUUUUUCUGGCAUCAAUGAGACAGAUUAUCGGGUUUAUUUGCUGGGAAACCCGGUAGUCUGGUGGCUGAAUCUAGUCACAAUCGGAGUGUACUUCCUAAUGACAACUUCCACCGCUGUGGCCAUGAAGAGGGGAGUUCAGCAAAUGACUGAACACAGAGAACUCUUCCAAGUCUUAUUGCGAGGUGGAGGGCAGAUUAUGCUGGGUUGGCUCCUUCAUUACCUCCCUUUCUACAUGAUGGGCAGAGUCCUUUACUUUCAUCAUUACUUUCCUGCAAUGCUUUUCUCCAGCAUGUUGACAGGAAUUACUUGGGAUACACUACUGAAAUUCUGCACUGGGCACUUACUGUCCAGCACCAUGGCUCGGAGGGUGUAUACAUGUGGGGUGCUGACGCUGGUGCUGCUCAUUGUCUACAGCUUCUACCUCUUCCAUCCAUUGUCCUAUGGGAUGGUAGGACCCAUGGCCUCAGAUCCCAACAGCCCAAUGGCAGGGCUGAGGUGGUUGGAAUCAUGGGAAUUCUAGACCCAUCAAGAAGCAACCUGGAACAAGGGAAUAAAAAAUGCAAGAAUUGCUAAAUGUUAUGCUGAUUCAGGGACACUUAGAGGCAAGUGGCUGCAAAAUGUCCACUCUGGAGAACUUGGAGGAACCUGCUUCCCUCAGUGACCCAAUGUGUCAGUGUUGGUUUGCACAGAUUGUCUUGGCAGGGUUGGGAUAUCACAAACAGGGUGCUCUGAAUAAUGGAAGUGGAACAUCUGCUGCUUUAAAACCUGGGUCAUUUGGGCAAUGCAGAACUCUUUACGUUCAAACAACUGUGUCCUGUCCUGCAGUCACAUCAGAGUGAGUUGAAAGAUUCUUGUAUUUGUAUAUGCUAGAGGUUGUACGUAUAUGUGUCUGUCUGUCUUUGCUCAUGAGAAUUACUUGAGUGCAGGAAAGAACUGACUCUAGAAUGCACAAUGCUCAGACACACUAAAGAUCUUUUCAUUUUUAACAUUAUAGCAGUGGAUUUUUUUAAAAAGGUUUAUGUAAAUAUCAGCAAAUAUCUGAAUAUCACUUUGCCCUGGCGCUUUCCAUUUCACUGUGCCUGGCAGGUUCAGCAUCAGAUCAAAGUGUCAGCCAUUGUGCCUUGUCUAUUUCCCAGGCCAUUUUACAGACAGAGGAGGUAAAGAUUGCUUAUCCCAUGAUAUUACUUUUCUUUCUGGACCCCUGUAACCAUUGAUUGUAGUAGCUGGGUAGUUACCUGGAAAGCCUCUGCUACAAGCCAGACUGUUCUACCUCAGCACUUUACAAAUCAGGCUCAAGUUGCUUAGAAGCUCCAAAGCUAAUUACAGUGGAAACAGCAUGUUUUUUUAUUUCCUGCCCUGGGUUCUAUGAUGUAAGGACCUGUCCCCUUGAAACUGAAUGAUAAGCUAGAAACCUUGCCAGCAGCUCACAUUUGUCCUUUGAUCCCAGCAGCUUCACUGUUAGCAACUGUGCUUUAUGCGGAGAGGCAAAGGCAUCAUCUUAAUGAAUGUGGUAUCUGCAAAGCUGGCUAGAUGUUGUGCUGCAUACUAGGCUGAGGCUCAGUUCAGACUUGCUGUCAUUUCCCUUUAACAAAGGAAAUGAAGACGUGUUCUGUUAAGCAGUUGCUUGGUAUUGUAACAGGAUAGCUUAGAGUGUCACAUCCCCCUCUAGAGGUUGACUUACCUUUCUUUGUAAGAGCCUACUACUGCUACCAGCUCCACUGAUAUAGAAUUGAUGUUUUUUGAGUUAACCCCUUGCUGAUAGUUCCUGGUAGGGGGUCAUUACAUUAAUUAGAUAUUGGGUUUAUUGAUCCCUUUUUAUUUGCAGUGGUAGGAAGUGCUGCCCUCUGGCCAAAGCAGGGCUGCAUAAAAGUGAUGUGUAGGAAAGGACAAAGGAGAGGGUUGAAAGGUUCCCCAGGUUCUGAUGGGAGCUAAAAGAACAGCUGUGGAUUGUCAGCUUGUGGCAAUAUGAUAGGCAGGUGUUGCAUUGCUGCAUUUGUGGUAACAUGAUGGGGCAUCUUACACCUUUAGUGAUGGCAUUUCUGAUAUUGUGAAUAUGUAUUUUCUCUGGGGGGAUCCCAUUGCUAUAGGGUCUGCAGUGCCUUCAAGGGCUCACAGAAGGAGGGGAUUGAUGCGAGGCACUCCCAGCAGUGAUGACUUAGUGUUGAUUUAGACACCGAUGGCAGCAAACUAGCACCUGGCUAUUGAGAAACAAGGAAUGGUGGGUAUCUUUAUAGAUAAAGUCCCAAAGGUAGUUUACACAUUUUAGCUAGAUGAUGUUUUAGGAAUCUUUGUUACUCCAGCAGAUGUGGAGGGGUAAAACUUCAGGAAUAGUGAAAAAUUGGUCCUGCUUUGUUCCUUGAUAAUGACUUCUGUUUCUCUUGCAGCAGUGAGAGAUUUUCUUGGAGUUAUGGCUCAGCUUGGGAUUGUUUGAUAGCAAAAAACUGUGCCUAACUUAUUUUCCCUGCUAGCUUCUAUGCUCCAGAUCCAAUACAGACAAGGGACUAUUUGUUUUUGAUGCCAGCAGUUUGCAUGGCUUGCACUGGGAAUCUAACUCCAGCACAAAAGUUAAGUCACUUCUUGGCCCUUUUGUACCCCGUGCAGCAUGAACUAUGCUCUGAAAAAAAUCUACAUAUCUUAUAGCGUCAGUCAGCCCCACACUGGAUUCUUUUACCCUUUGAGCUAGGAUAUUAAAGGGACUAUAUACAAAUACAAAGAUUCCCUGCAGCAUCCAACCUUUAAAUGGGUGUAAGUCUAGGAAGCAGCCUCUGGGCUGGAAGGUCAAAUGUAAACUGAAGGAACUUGAUAGUCUUCAAUAGAGAAAUGCUGAUUUACCUCAGCAGAGGAUCUGACUCUAAAUAUUUGUCUGUUGGAAAACUGAGGCCAUUGCUGAGCCUAAAGCAAGCAUGGGACCUGCAAAAUGGAGUGAUUUGUCUUCCUCUUGCAGUCAACAUAGACAUUCCUCCCAGAGCUGUGCAGGAUGUGAAGCAGGGUGUACAGUACUGCUAGAGGGAGCUGUGACUGUAGUGCUUCCAUUUGGACUGGAGGUCUCUCAAAGACCAUCUCUAAGCUUUCUUUUUGGGGUCUGGGCUGAAGUGCCUUGAUGGACACUACUUUGUUCUAGGACUCCCGUCUCUGGAAUAAAUUCAGGCUCAUCUUGAGGACUCUUUACCCAGUCAUGUGGAAGCCUAGUUCUUAUUGGUUUCUCAGGCUGCAUAUGCUGCUGUCUGGAGUAACUGUUCUCUUCAGAGUUUGCCAGGCUGGGCUCUGUUGUUGAAAUCUGCAGGCUUUGAAAUUCCUGUUCCUGCUCUUUCCUGUUCUUUACAUCAUAAACCUGUGCUUGUGCCUCUUCUGUCUUUGGAAGAUAUGUAGAAAGGCUCACAUUAAACACAUUCAACAUAGCUUAGGCAUUCCACCCAUCCACCUGAGGUUUCUGUUGGAAUUCACUGCUGUGUAUGCAUGUCUCCCCCUGCAAGAGUACCUGGAUUAAUUUCACAGAGCCAGGAACUCAUAUUUGUGGGAUAGGGCUACAGUCUUGAUAAGUAUUUGAAUGAAAACACCUUUUCAGGGACAGCUUUUUUCCCAUGGAAAGCUCACACUCAAGAGAGUAGCUAAUAGGUACACGACACAGUGCUGAUCACUAGCCCAGUCCAGAGAUGCGCUAAUAGGGAAGCCAAGAUCAGUCUGGUCCACAGCAGGUUGGUUGUUUGUUUUUUUUUUUGAAGUCUUAACUUGAAUUUAUAUUGAUGCACAAAAUGAAUGAAUGAAUAGGAUCCAGCUUUUUAUAUCCCUUCCCAUUCUCUUCACUUUCUGCAGUACUGGACUCCUUUCUAUACUGCUGCUUCAGUCAUUAAGCUAAGCCUGCCCCCAGCAUGGGCUGGGCUGCCAUGCCCACUUUACAUUCUCCUGAGAGAAUGAAUGCCUGUCACAGACACUCUUGGCAAAGGCAGUACUCCUUCUCUUGGAAGUCUGUAAAAAUGGAUUUUUAAGAGCAUUAUCAGAGUUCAAAGGGUGAAACUUGUAUCAUCGCAUAGAAGAGACUGUCUUUCUUGUCUAGGCCUUUGGGACUCUUGUCCAAAGUAUUUCAGAGAAGCUAACAGAUGGGUUCAUAUUUAUUCUUCUUAACUAUGUCUAUUUAUAGCUCAGAAAUAUUGUGGAGUCUAGUGGCUCAGACUCUGGAUGCAAUAAUCAGCAGCAUAUACAUGAACAAGUUAUGGGUACUGCUAGAACACUCCUUUUCUCCUCUAAUGUCCAUGCUGAAGUCCUGAGCAUGUAAUCUAUGAUAUACUUGUAUCUCCACCAACUGGAAGAUCUGGAUAGAACUUCCUCUUUCAGAGUGUGUCCAAUAUUUAAUUGACCAGAGGUGUGUCAUGUUGGGGGGAGUUUGGGAGAUGAAGAGUGUUAAAGUUUCAGGAAGUUCAUUCUUUCUGCCUGGUGAGGAAGAGAUAAGAGACAAGCAUACUGCUUCCACAGCAUGCUCAGCCCCUUCUGGGAGCCUUGAAAAUCAGGAAACACGGACUCAGUUGGUUCCGUCUCCUGUGGAGAACUUAGUGCCAGGCAGCAUGUUUGACCCUGAGUUUCUUCAUUUCUUGAAUAUGCUUCAUACGGUUAUGUUUGGGAGCCAUGGGCUGUUGACAAUCGCAAGUGAUGCCUGAGAAAGAGAGGAGAGACAUUGAUGCUGGAACUGCUACUGCCAUUUAGUGUGUGUUAGGCCUUAAAAUAUAGGGAGGCAGGCAGGUUUAUGUUACAUUAAAGGUAUAGAUUGGGCUCUGAUUUUAUGCAGAACUGAGUAGAAGUUUAGAGGUACAAAGAUGAUAUGUGUACUUUUGUAACAUCCUUCUGUAGUUUGAACCUUUCUUACUAAUGCUGCUAAUAUUAACUGCGUGUGCGUGUGUGUGUGUGUAUUUGACUCUCCUAAUUCUUUUCUGUUGCAGAGCAGUGAGGGUUGCUAAGUGUGUGCUGUACUAAAUGAAUGAGGGAGUGUCCACUUAAACCAGGAAUUAAUUUUGUAAAGGAAAUAAUGAAAAAUAGAGCUAAAAUAUGGACUUCAGUUUUGUAAUAAAUAGCUCUUCUUUCAAA